Messenger RNA from Penicillium odoratum, 1176 nucleotides. RefSeq lists its product as uncharacterized. NCBI's taxonomy places the organism in Eukaryota, Fungi, Ascomycota, Eurotiomycetes, Eurotiales, Aspergillaceae. The coding region runs from base 1 to 1176 and encodes 391 amino acids. The record is from RefSeq and is a predicted model, not a curated record. The transcript has 2 exons.
AUGCCAUCACCAAAGCCCUUACGCAGAUCUCAUUCUCCAUCCACAUAUGAGAAGGACCGACACCAUCAUCGCAGCCGACACAGCCAAUCGCAUUCCCACCGGCACCGACACCGCGAUGACGCGCGAUCGCGCUCUCCCCAUCGAGCCGAUAGACACAGGUCAGACCGCCACCACCGUCGACACGAUCGAGACCGAGAGCAUCAUGAUCACAAGAGUAAAGAAACACCCACACAGCCCGUGAUUCUGCCGCUUCAGGCUCGGCAGCUCUCGAGGCGGGAUUUGGAAGCGUUCCAACCUAUGUUCGCAAUGUACCUAGAUAUUCAGAAAGGCAAAUUCAUUGAAGACAUGUCUGAAGAUGAAGUAAAAGGGAGAUGGAAGAGCUUUAUUCACAAAUGGUAUUAUGAGGUAUCGUUCCUGUAUCGAAUAGUCCGGCUGUUAACUAGAGACAGGAAUCGAGCAGAAUUGGCCGAGGGUUGGUACGACCCGGCCACACUGCAAAGAGCCCGCGAAAGCAUGGCUGAGAGACAACCCCCUGUGGAACGCGAGAGACGUUCGCCAGAUUAUGCGCGGGGCGGACAGAAUGAUAUCGUGGAAAGCAAGGCAUCCCCGAACGCUGAAGAAGAUGACGACGACGAGGAUGACGAAUAUGGGCCAAAACUACCUCACCCAAACUCGAGCAGAGAUCCAACGCAUUCUGGGCCGACGAUACCGAGACUGCAGGACCUCGAACUCAAGAGAGAGUCUGCAGCUGAGGAUGCCAUUGCUGAGCGCGAGCAGUCAUGGCAGCAACAUCGUAGCGAUAUUCGAUCCCACAAAGCUGCAGUGCGGAAUCUCGAAGAUGAAGUUGCGCCGCGAGCGGAAGCUGGUACGAGGGAGCGACAGCUCGAGAAGCGUCGAGAAGCUGCUGCUGCCAAUCGCGAAUUUGCAAACGCUCGAGGUGCAUCACCCGAGGCGGCACCAGAAGAGGAUCUGAUGGGAUCUGGGGAAAACGAUCUUGCUGCUUUGAAGAGAGAAAAGGAGAAAGACCAUCGCAAGAAGAAUGAACGGGAGAUUCGUCGCGAGGAAAUUCUUCGGGCACGGCUAGCAGAGCGUGAGGAGCGCAUUCAGAAAUACCGUGAGAAGGAGCAGGAGACAAUGGGUUGGCUGCAUACCUUGGCAAAGCAACGUUUUGGUUAA